AAACGUUACCAAAAAACUCAAACAUCAUCAAAGCUGCUUUUAAAAAUGUCAUUCGGUAUUUGUACGAACUAAAUAGGAGCUCGGACACAACGAUCUCUUAAAAGGCUCUUUUUCUGAGGGACACCGUACUGCCAACAAUGAGCUCUAAACAGUGCAUGUCCCUGCAGUUGGCAGACCCGCACCUGGCGAAGCUGACCAGCGAGUCUGAGGAGAUCCGGAUGCGCGCCCUGGAGCAGGUGGAGACGCGUUUUAUACGCUGCCUGAGUUUGGGCGAGCCGCUGCAGUUCAAGCCGGUGUUGCUCCUGAAGCAGCUAAUUCGCUGGUUCGGAUAUACUCCCCUUUUGGCCGCAGACCGUGUGCUGGCCAUGCUGUUGGAGCUGCUCCGAUCCAAGUACUCUGAUGCGGUAAUUCGUAAGAUUCCCCAAUCUCGAUUGGAGACUGAACUGGCCAAAGUGCGGCGAAUCCUGGGAUCUGAGGAAUCAAAACGUGUAAUGGAUCUUAUGGAGGACCUAGAGCUGCAGGUGAUAGAUUUGUACGAUGUGGCACGUGAGAACCCGGCUCGAUUUUCGGUAUGCACCGUGGAUCUGACCAGCACCGGGUCAGAGGCAAGCAGCGGCAGCAGGAUAAGCCAGCUGGAAGCUAAUCUCACGCCGGAGGACUACGAGCCGGCAUGGACACAGCCUAGCGUGGACGAUGUAAUGAGCAUGAAGUGCAUGCUUGAUAUGCCGUACAGUGAAACAGAACCCGAUGGCAUUGAUGUGCAAGUAAAAGUCUCACACUUGGCCAUUCGGUUGAGCGACUACCCAGCAGAGUAUUUGCUUCAGACGCCCUUUAUCUUUCUGCAUUUGGUUCGGCUUCAGAGACACGCCGUCGCCACCAUAGGUCACAUAAACAGAGCGCUUGUCGCCUGUCUGAAGCAGUUCCAACGGCGCAUCCAGGUUCGCCGUAACACCCUGAGCUAUGCAGCUAGCCUGGAUCCCCCCGGUAAACGGGGCAAGCAGCUGAAGAUAGAGAGUGCUUUGAGGGUUCUGAUGGACAGCUGCACAAAAAUACUUAACUUGAUGCUUUUCCACUCCACCACCCACAACUGGCACAUGCUGGAGCUGUGUGUGGAGGCCAUUCGCACGUACGACGUGCUUAACACCAGAGUAUCUCCUUUGGCCACAGAGCGCUUUGCCCAUAUGGUCAGAAAACUGCUUUCAUAUUGCAAUACCGUUGAGGGCAAGGAUAUGGCGAAGCUUGUGGAAACUCUCACGAUUCCUCGCCUACAGUCUCUUAUCUACAAUGGCCUACUGCAGGACACAGUAGCGCUAAAUCUCACAUAUGACAAGGAUAUAAACCGUGUUCACGCGAAAUCCCUGAUCCAGCCCAUUGUCCUCGACAGUUCAUAUCUGUCGUGCGUACCUGAUCGCAUGAAGUCACUGAGCAACUUGAUAUGCGCACUCUCCGCGGAGCCGUCUGCCUCAGAGCAACAAUUGAUUCGUCUGAAGCGCGCCUACAGUAUAGCUUUGAACCAGCUGAUCCCGAAGACGCGCAUGGGAGCGGUCCAACUGCUUCAUUCGCACAAACAAAUCUGCCUCGUGGUCAACCAGAUGGGCAGCGAGACACUGGUGAAGCUGCUAUUUGACGCCAUUCUCGAGUGCACGCCUCUUUAUGUGGGCAAUGCUCAGCUGCGCAAGGAAGCCGACUCGUUGCUGCUCAAUCUACUGGACAUGCCGGACCAGCACCUCCGUGAAUAUGUGUACCGACUUAUGCCGCGACCUGUUGUCUCGCAUUUCCAUUCCUUCAUGAACAAAACCGCAUACAUGCCAGGGUGCAACAACUUGGACCUGGCUCGCCAUCACAUUCUCGGAUUGCCAUUGAGUUCCAAAGUACUUCGCAAGCUGAUUUUAGACAGCUGGGACCCUAAUGCCCCGGACCAGAUAGCGCAGUGGUGCAUCGACUACCCAACCAUGUUCCUUAAGCUUCACUGCGUACUGCCAGAUGCCGACUUCCAUCAAAUGUUCCAGGUCGUCCUUCCCGUGCUUUCCUUGAUGGUUUCUAGGUCGAUCACCAACAACCAACUGCACAAGAUUCUGUGGCAGUUGUUCGAGCCGGACGUCACGUGCCUGGAGCCACCCGUAAUGCUGCGUGGUUAUGUCUGCUACUUGUACCACUCGGAUGCGCAGCUGCGAAGAGACGCCACAGCGAAGGUUGCCUACCUAUUGCAGUAUCAAGACUACAUGAACAAAUACCGGCCGGUUAUAGAUGAGUUGCCCAACGAAAUUUUCAUUCACGGACUGGAACUUUUUGAAACAUCUGUCGACUACAACACAGUUUUUACCGAGCGAACCGAGGAACCAUUUCAGGGUCAACGAAGCCUGGACGCUCUGCUUCGCCUGCUGCAAACCAAAGAUUUGAAGCCAUCCAUUCGAAAGUCCACCCUUGCCCAACUGAAUGUGCUGCUACAGAACUGGAAGGCCUGCGAGGACUUCUCAACGCGCGAAGAGGGCUAUCGCCUGAUCCUCGAGACCUUGCACAAUUCACUAAAGAAGGAUAGCCCUGGCGAUCCUGCGGACAUUCUACUGCCCGCCGUAAGUAUCCUGAUGAAGUUGAUGUUUCAAAGCUCUCGGUUUCGUAGGGAAAUCGCCGGCACUUUUGAGGUUUAUGUUUGCCUGUUAAGGGGCCUGCUCCUGCUUCCCCACGAGACGCAGUUGCGCAACGACGGCAGCGUCUGCCUUUUCCAAAUGCUUUGGUACGAAAGCAUCACUGCUACUGAGGACAAACUAGUGUUGGAUGUGGAUUUGACCACGAUAAAGGUGCCCAUAAACUGUGAACUGGAUACUACAUUGAAGCCUACUAUUGUGGCUGAGGGAGUGUCGCUGGAAGAGCAGUUGCAGGAGACCCAUUUCAACGGCGACAGCUUGAGAGCUGCCCAGCACUGGCGCUUGUAUGCGGCGCAUCGUAUUUGCCAAAACCCAGUUAACAUCACCCAGGAUGCUGUGCAGUUCCUUGACAUGAGCGACACCCUGAAGGUCAAAGUGAGCGAUGUGGCCCUGGUGCAGGCCUCCCAGCUGGAUAUUCAGCUGCGCAACCAUCUCACGGCCGCCAGCAAUUGCAGCAACCAUAAGGAUUUGGAGAAAAUCGUGUCGGAACUUCAGCUGUUCCUCGUCCUCAUGCGCAACGCGGUGCCGGCGUCGGAAGGCACUGCUCUGUGGCAGUUAAUCCAUAAAUAUAUGCGUUCGGUUCCGGGCAACGUGGACGAUGCCGAUGUAUACCAGGCUAUACUGAAUCUUUGCCUCAGUUGUCUGAGGUUCUGCCUGCCUCAGGUGAUGAGCGGCUUGAACAAGGCCUUUGAAUCGGAUCCCCAUCACAGCGUCAUGCUGCUAUUGCACAACCGCUCCAUAUCGCUGGAUCUGUUGUGUCUAAUCAGCCAAUGUCUACUGCACUUGAUUGCCGCCCAGCACUGCAGCAUUGAAACGAACUGGCAUGGAAAACUCUUCAUGCAACUGACCGAGGAAGCCCGAGCCCACUUUGAUCUCCGACAGCUGCAACAUGUGCGCUGCUUCCUACGUAUUCUGCGGCGGCUUAGCGAACGCGAGCUGCACUUUAGCGAAGCGCAACUCUUGGACUAUUGCGAGAACUUCAUACAGCUUUCGAAUGAUUUGCGGACCUCAACUCAAACGGGAGCUCAGUGGCAGCGAGACUGCUUGCAAAUUAUUUGCCAAUUGCAGGGACACGUUGAACGGUUACCAUGCGGGCAAAAUACAGCAGAUGAUGAGGGCAUGACCUUUAAGGUGCUGCGCUACCUUUUGGGCAUGUGUGGCCACAGUGACAGCGAAGUACGCGCCCUUUCGUGGGUGGUGAUGGCCAACUGGAUCACUGCCCGUUCUGUAGAAAUAACUGGCGUGCUGUCUCGCCUGGACUACUUGCCAGGCGGAUUGCCGGCUUGUUGUUUGACCACAAUGUUGGACGUCCAUGAAGUAAUGCUUGUGAGAGAGCUGGCUGGACGCGUAUUUAUCCUACUAAUGCCUCUAAUUGGGGCAGACGCUUGUAUCGAAUUGCUCCGGAUUCACAACUUUCUUAAAGAGGCCCACGCGGCACUGAAGGCCUUCCACGUGACUCCAUGGAUAGCGACAGAGCUGGCUGGUCCACAACAUUCGAGCGAGAUACUAAGUUGCUAUGUCGGAAUUUGCUCGCAGCUAGUGGUGCUGCGUCCAGAGUGGUGUGCGACUUUGUGUGAGCAUAGUUUCAUGAACUGCCUUAGUGACAUCAUGAAGAUUCCGCCGCCACCCGUAUCCUUCUCCACCGCCUUCCUAGAGCUGUGCGUCGGGCACAUAUGCGAGCUGUACGCCCUGUGCUAUCGUGAUAAUUUCGAGUUCCUGCAGAGGACCAUCUGCCGGGACAGCGUAUUGCUGCAAAGCUUUCUUGCGCUUACCAACGAUGUCCUAGAUUUGGAUUUUCCCGAACACAUGCUAGUUCAACUCUUCAAGCUGUUUCUCGUCUUCUGCAAGGAUUCAAACGCCCACGAAUUUAUAUGCGAGCAGCUCGUUCAACAGCCAGCUCUGUUUUUGGACUUUUUCCUUUACGGACUGCAUUUGUCCUAUAAGGACACACCGUUCCAACGCUACACGCUGUCAUCCCUGUCCAUGGUGUUCAUCAAGGCACAAAACGCCCCAGAGAAGACGAGUCUGCUCAAGGAAUUGGAACUGUAUGUCCUGCCACUGGAUGAUCUUAUGCCGAGCGAUGAGGAAGAGAAAGGUUUGAAAGCGCAGGAGAAUGCUGUAAAUACUAUAAGUAAUCAGCUUAUAUCGGUGUGCAUGCACAGUCCAUCGUCAAAAGGGGAAACCGAAACCCCAAGCCCAAAGUCCCCAACACCCUUGAAGUUUACGAACGCUGCAGUAUUGAUUUAUCAUCGCUUGGAUCGUCUCUUUGAAUUCCACUAUCCACCAAAGACAUUUAACUUUCUGCAUCCUCCCAGCGCUGGUCAUGUUCAGAUUUGUGAGACCCUCGGUGGGUUGUUGAAACUCUCGCCGUGGGCUGUUCAUGCAGCUAGACAACUGAAGCUGCUGGACCGUGUCCUCAAUAUACUGGACACCUUCCUCAGCGAUACAAACAUCGGAAAUGCCUGUACCUACGUGAAGCGAGUGGGAGCCCAUAAGUCCCGAGACAUACUCAGCAACCUGCUGGUGCUCCUCAAUAUGUUGGCACAAUGGCACAGCUCCCAUCAUGCCGUGAUCACUCAGCCUGCAAUGGCUGUGACAACAGUGAAGCUUCUUAUUCGCAUGUGGCCCUGGCUAUCGCACUCAGCUCCUUUGAAGAAGUUGACCGUCCAGCUGGCCAUGUUCCUCUCCGAGCAUUCCUUCGAAAUUUGCAAGCAGAUAUCGCUCGUUCACUCCGGCCAAUCGCACUCCCUGCUCCAGCUAAUGGCUCGUGUGGCUGACCACGAAACGACUAGGAAGGAGACCUCCCAUAGUGCGGGCAACCAAUGUGUGGUGCCCGCUUUGCGGGUUAUGAUUAACUGCUGCUCCAGCGCCGAGGGACGAUUGAGCUUGAGUAAGAUGCAUGUGCUGGAUAUGUUCGACACAAUUCUGCCGUCAACUGCUUCUACCAUCAACUCCCUGAACGUAGCCAAAGGGUUGAAACCCUUGGUCUUUAACGCCUGGCUGGGAUUCUGGGAGGUGUAUUCCCGCUAUGAUGUGGGGGCCAAGGUGUGCCAUCUACAUUCCCUUAUCACCGCAGUACGCUAUUCAACGCCACUAAACUACAUGAGAAUUCUGUGCCUCCGCAUUCUCCGCAACAUGUGCUUCUUCUCUGGAAACCGGGCCCAACUUGUGGAGACCUCAGAGUUCAUUAACUUGCUUCGUGAUAUUAUAAACCAACCUGUUAGAGAUCUGGACGGAGCCGGGGACUCAAAAUCCCAUUUGAGCUCUUUGGAGGAGCACCGUCUCUCCGUGCUGAUGGUGUGGAAACUGUUUUGCUUCGGAGCCAAAUAUAAGGGCAUGCUGCGAGGUACUAAGCUGCUGAAAAUGCUGACCGGCCUGCGACUACAGUUGACAGUUUUGAAAAUCGAGAAACCGGAUCGAUACUCGGACAUUCCAUAUGCAGAAGACGUCGCCGGGCUGCUGAAAAACAUCCACGAGUCCCUGCAACAGUAAUCGGCGCAAUGUUGUCCACAAAACUGACCAAGUACAAACCAUAGGUUAGUGUAGAUGUAACAAAAUGUUGUUUUUCAUAUGUCUUUUGUAAACGGACUUGUAAUGUAAACAUUAAAUCAUGUACUUAAGGGAUAAAAACAUUUGAUACAUUCAUGUUAACCGUAGAAAAUCUAAAAGAAUUCUAACUCAAAUUUACUAUAUCGUAACAAUAAAUAAUUUAUUCUGCAUAA
Messenger RNA from Drosophila ananassae, 6367 nucleotides. RefSeq lists its product as uncharacterized. Gene Ontology annotation, cellular component: centriole; centrosome; ciliary basal body. The coding region runs from base 138 to 6137 and encodes 1999 amino acids. The record is from RefSeq and is a predicted model, not a curated record. Lineage: Eukaryota; Metazoa; Arthropoda; Insecta; Diptera; Drosophilidae. The transcript is spliced from 2 exons. Gene Ontology annotation, biological process: centriole-centriole cohesion; ciliary basal body organization; centriole replication.